AGAGGCAGAUAUACUGUCGGUCAGUCUUCGGCGAGUCUUCGCCGGCUAGUGUGAAAUAUCGCGCCCAAGUGUUACGAGCCUACGGUCACGCGGCGCGGUUCCUCUCGCGAUAUGGCUAUAUCCUCGGCCGUUGACGGAGACGUCUGAGGUGCCGCGACGAACGACGAUUUUCCGUCCCCUUUCUCCCUCUCGCUCACCCGUGGGAUCGCGUUCGUUUUUCUCGCGAGACAUCGCGAAUCGAUCGCGACACAAUUCCGAUUUCUAUCCUCAUUCUUUUCAUUUGGAAAACAUACAUCAUAUCGUGUUUUAUCUCUCGAAUAUAUAUUGUUAAAAUCUAUAUCGAAUUUUCUAAAUUCGCGGGAAGAGCGAGAAACGCGAGGCGCAUCGGAGAACGCUGAAGAUGCAACCGGCUCCACGAACGCCUGGUUCUCCAACGCGUUCUUCGUGUCACGAGCGCGAUCGGGAGCGUGAGAGGGAACGCGAGCAAGAGCGAAAUCGCGAGCGAGAACGCGGCGGAAGGCAGAGUCGGACGAGCCCCGAGGAGAAUCGAGAUGAUCGCGAAGAAAGGGAUGCGAUCGCGAGACAGAAUCUCGGACCUCCUGGCGCGAUCGCGGGGAAUCAAGGAUUGCAGCUGUCCUUGUCGUUGGAGGACCGGGAGCUCUGGACCAGAUUCCAGUGCAUCACGAACGAGAUGAUCGUCACGAAAAACGGAAGGAGGAUGUUUCCCGUGGUGAAGGUCGUUGCACGUGGUUUGGAACCGGCGGCUAUGUACACGCUGCUACUGGAAUUUGUUCAAGUCGAUCCGCACAGGUGGAAAUAUGUUAAUGGAGAAUGGGUACCAGGCGGAAAGGCGGAAGUGGCCCCGCCUAAUCCGAUUUACAUACAUCCGGAGAGUCCGAAUUUCGGGGCGCAUUGGAUGAAAGAGGCAGUGUCAUUUGCAAAAGUUAAGUUAACUAACAAAUCGAACGGUAAUGGACAGAUCAUGCUGAAUUCAUUGCACAAGUACGAGCCGCGUGUUCAUCUGGUUCGAGUGGGUGCUGAGGAACAGAGAACAGUUCUCACGUAUCGUUUCCCAGAAACGCAAUUCAUCGCAGUGACAGCGUAUCAGAACGAGGAAGUAACGAGUCUGAAGAUCAAGUACAACCCUUUCGCGAAGGCAUUCCUCGAUGCUAAAGAGAGACCCGCUGAUUCACAGACUUAUCCUCAAUAUGCGGGUGCAUUGUUCUUACCGCAACCUACAAUGGGAUAUGAAUACAAUACUGCAUCGGCUAUAGCCGUCGCACAAAAUCAAGUGUCGGCUUGCGUUGGCAAUCACUUUUCUAAUUCGUGCACGGUCACCACCUCUGGACUCAGAAGUACCUGCAGAGCAGCUCCUUAUACUUUGAGACACAAAUAUGUCCAGGAUGAACAACACGCGGACGCAUACACGCCGAUGCCUCUUCUACAUUCUACAGCUUAUGUAACAGCACCGGCUUGGUCGCCUCGCAGUCCUGAACCAUUGCAGAAUCUCAAUCCCGCGUGCUUAUCGUCAGCAGCUGCGUCGCAAGAGUGGCCAACAUCCUCGCCGCCGUCAUCGACGUCAUCGGCGCACACAGUCCUCGGGAGAGCCGUGGUCGGUACCGCAUCCACCACGACCACCGUGUCCGGAUGCACCCUGUACGUGCCAUCUCAAGAACAACAUGGCGGACACUGCGCCGACUCGUCCUGGAUCCACCCUACCGCGUUAGAACAACAGCAGCAGCCGCAGCAUCAACAGCAGCAGCAAUCGUAUCUAAACUUAAAUCUCCAUCUGCAUCAUCAGAUGUCUUCGUACGGCUCCAUUCCGCACACGGGACUGCAUCAUGGUUUACAUCCGCAGAGCGGAGAACCCGUCGCUCCGACGGACGCAAAUGAAUACGUCCAUGAGUAUCAACAUGCUUCGCCGGUGCAAUCAACUACCUCGGAUCAGCACCGUCAUCAUCAUCAUCAGCACCCGCAGCAUCACUCCCAACCGCAGAUGUUGCACUUGCAGGCUCUACCGCAGACGGAGACUUCUUCCCCGGUCAGUGUGGAGUACGACAGUCCUCCUAAGGAGCAUCCUCAUAUUCCGAUGGGUUAUCCUGAGCAAACUGCGGAUGCCUUGAACGAGGUACAGCCGGACAACGAAAGAAGAUACUUGACGGCGGUCGUUGAUCGUCAUCCUCCUCAUCAUCUUCAUCAUCACAACCAUCAUCGACAGGACACGGAGAUUACAGGCGAGCAGUCGAACACUUGGACGCCGCUGACACCACCACCGCAGACUACUGCUAUUUGAUUUGAAAAUUCUUGAGAAAUUUGCAAUCCGCAAAAACGCAUAUAUUCGCGAGUUCAUGCGUGAUCGCGCGAAAGAUUGUCGAUGCGGUCACAGCGAUGCAUUUUUAUUAGCUUGACAUGUGAUUGUCAAUCAAAGUUAAAUGUAUUAAAUGCGAUAGUUAACCAAGAAAAUUUUAUCGCGCGCCGAAUAUUGAUAUUAAAA
Messenger RNA from Nylanderia fulva, 2494 nucleotides. RefSeq names its product T-domain transcriptional activator brachyenteron (gene byn). Gene Ontology annotation, biological process: heart morphogenesis; positive regulation of DNA-templated transcription; mesoderm formation. Gene Ontology annotation, molecular function: DNA-binding transcription factor activity, RNA polymerase II-specific; RNA polymerase II cis-regulatory region sequence-specific DNA binding. The record is from RefSeq and is a predicted model, not a curated record. Lineage: Eukaryota; Metazoa; Arthropoda; Insecta; Hymenoptera; Formicidae. Gene Ontology annotation, cellular component: nucleus; chromatin.